AUGGCUACGCACGAGCAUCUUACUAGAGUUGAACAACCGCGCAGAUCGCUGCCCCGGCCUGGAAGUGGCCAGUGCCAGAACGAGGAGGAGUACCGCCGCCUUUACGAGCAGAGCAUCAAUGAUCCUGAAACAUUCUACAGAGAGCAAGCCUUGGCUUUGCUUGACUGGAAGCGCCCCUUUGAGAAGACCUUCUCGGGCGACUUUGAGGGCUUUGGCGACUCUCUCCGAUGGUUCCUGAAUGGUGAGCUCAAUGCUUGCUACAAUGCUGUCGACCGACAUGCCAACAAGCACCCCAACGAUGUUGCGCUCAUCUUUGAGUCAGAUACGCCUGGUCAAGGUUACAAGGUCACUUAUGAGGAGCUGUUGACCAAUGUCUGUCAAGCCGCUCUGUUACUCAAGUCUCUUGGUGUCGAGAAGGGAGACGUCGUUACCCUCUAUUUGCCUACCAUUCCCCAAACUAUCUACAUCAUGUUGGCGCUUGUCCGCCUGGGUGCGUUACAUUCGAGUGUCUUUGCUGGCUUCUCUCCUAGCGCUUUGCGCGACCGCAUCAACGAUGCAAGCUCCAAGCUGGUCAUUACCACCGACCAGGCUAAGCGUGCAGGUAAGAUUAUCCCCACCAAAGAGCUUGUCGACAAGGCCCUGGGCGAAUGCCCCACGGUUACACAGGUCCUGGUUGUAGAGCGCACUGGCGAGGGAGCAAACUACGUCGAAGGCCGCGACAUCAACUACAACCAAGAGGUUGUGAAAUUUGGCAACUACUGCCCCUGCACCUCCGUCGACUCUGAAGACCCCAUGUUCUUACUUUAUACUUCCGGUUCCACCGGUAAGCCCAAGGGCCUGCAGCACGCUACAGGCGGCUAUUUAUUUGGUACCAUUCUCUGCUCGAAGCACGUGUUUGGUGUGACCCGCGGAGAUGUAUUCUUCUGCGUUGCCGAUGUCGGUUGGAUUACUGGUCACUCUCAUGUCGUGUAUGGUCCCUUGCUGAACGGUGCCACCACGGUCAUUUUCGAGACCACCCCCGUCUAUCCUAACCACAUGCGGUUGUGGGAUAUUGUAGACACUCACAAAGUCACUCAGCUGUACACUGCCCCCACUGCUAUUCGUCUGCUGCGCAAGUUUGGUGAGGCGGAUAUCAAAAAGUACGAUCUGAGCUCUUUACGGGCUCUUGGGUCUGUUGGUGAGCCAAUUGCCAAAGAUGUCUGGGAGUGGUUCUACGAAAAUGUCGGCCGUUCCCAGUGUGCUCUUUGUGAUACGUACUGGCUGACUGAAUCCGGCAUGAUCUUGUUGACCACUUUGGCGGGUGUUUCCCCCAUGAAGCCCAGCGGUGCUGGUUUGCCAUUCUUUGGUAUCAAGCCUGUUCUGCUAGAUCCGUCUGGAAACGAGAUUGUCGAGCGUCCUGCCGAGGGUAUCCUUGCCGUGCGCAACCCCUGGCCCUCGCUGGGUCGCACAAUCCGUGGUGACCACCAGCGAUACCGCGAGACCUAUCUCAAGCCGUUCCCCGGUUACUUCUUUACCGGCGACGGUGCAACUAUCGAUGCGGACGGGUACGUCUUUAUUGGCGGUCGUGUUGAUGAUGUUGUCAAUGUAAGUGGUCACCGUUUGGCGACGGCUGAAGUGGAGAGUGCGCUGAUUGACGGUCGCAUAGACAACAAGUCGAUUCUGUCUGACGCUGCCGUGGUUGGUGUCGAGGAUCCCCUUACUGGCCAGGCCCUGAUUGCGUUUGUCUGCUUGGAAAGCUGGGCUCUCAAUGACAAGGACCACACUACACAGACACUUACUGACCACUGCAAUGCAUGUGUGCGCGAUGAGAUCGGUAAGUUCGCCGUGCCGAAGAAGGUGUUUAUCGUGCAGGAUCUGCCCAAAACGCGGUCCGGCAAGAUCAUGCGUCGUGUUUUGCGCAAGAUUGUCGCUGGCAAAAACGACGAGCUUGGUGAGCUUUCCACUCUUAGCAACCCGCAGAUUAUUGACCAUCUGAUUAGCGUUGUCCAGGGCCCCAAGGCUCGUCUUUGA
This is a messenger RNA of Wickerhamiella sorbophila, 2010 nucleotides long. RefSeq names its product Acetyl-coenzyme A synthetase 1. Gene Ontology annotation, molecular function: AMP binding; acetyl-CoA synthetase activity. Lineage: Eukaryota; Fungi; Ascomycota; Dipodascomycetes; Dipodascales; Trichomonascaceae. The record is from RefSeq and is a predicted model, not a curated record. The transcript has a single exon. The coding region runs from base 1 to 2010 and encodes 669 amino acids. Gene Ontology annotation, cellular component: cytosol.